Lathyrus oleraceus (garden pea) is the source of this 633-nucleotide messenger RNA. RefSeq lists its product as uncharacterized. Lineage: Eukaryota; Viridiplantae; Streptophyta; Magnoliopsida; Fabales; Fabaceae. The record is from RefSeq and is a predicted model, not a curated record. Gene Ontology annotation, molecular function: nucleic acid binding. The transcript is spliced from 3 exons. Gene Ontology annotation, biological process: DNA integration. Bases 1 to 633 code for a protein of 210 amino acids.
AUGGUUAAAGAGUUGGAAAUGAUUGAACAGUUCAAAGACAUGAGUUUGGUCUGUGAGCUGACACCACAGAGUAUGAUGUUGGGUAUGCUGAAGAUCAACAAUGAUUUUCUUAAUAACAUUAAAGAGAGUCAGAAGUUGGAUGUGAAGUUGGUGGACUUUAUGGUUGGAAGUAAUCAGACUGAAAGUAAUGAUUUCAAAGUGGAUGAACAAGGUGCGUUGGGGUUCAGAGACAAAAUUUGUAUUCUUGACAAAGCUGAGUUGAAGAAGAUGAUUUUAGAAGAAACUCAUCGAAGUAGCUUAAGUAUUCAUCCAGGAGCUACUAAGAUGUAUCAGGAUCUGAAGAAGAUCUUUGGGUGGUCUGGAAUGAAGCGAGACGUGGCUCUAAUGGAAAUGGGAUGGCAUUUCUAUGGAUUUUAUGACGAGUUUGUUGAAUACUCUGAGAGGAAGUUGGCAGAGUUAUUCAUCCGUGUGAUUGUGAAGUUUCAUGGAGUUCCAUUGAGUAUUGUGUCGGAUAGAGAUCCGAGGUUCACUUCCAGAUUUUGGGAGAGUUUGCAGGAAGCUUUGGGUUCGAAGCUGAGAUUGAGUUCAACUUAUCAUCCACAGACUGAUGGUCAGAUAGAGAGGACCACUUAG